UUACUAAAAGAUAACUGAAACCGCAAAUCUCAAUGAUACGUUGGUGGCAUCUGCGUAAUUCUGUCCAUUUUGAGGGGUAAUUUCAUGUUUUCGAGCAUUUAUAUACAAGCAAGCAGCCUUCCGCCGGAGGGACUUCGGUCCGGCCACCUUCUGCCGCCGGCGCUAUCCUCGCGCUCUCUCUCUCUCCAAACUCCCCCCAAGAAUAUUUCUCUCUUUUCGCGGUCGCAGAUUUUAGGAAAGGCGAAACGGGCGUUUGGUGAAGGGAGCCUAAACUAGGGGACAGUCACAUCAUCGCGAUUCACCAAACCGAGAAACCUUAUUUUUAAGCGGAGGAUUUGAGGACGAGAGGAGAGGGCGAACGCGAAGAAGAAGAGAGAAACAAAGACGGAGAAGAAGAAGACCACGAAGAAGAAGUUGAGGAGGGUAAGAAAAAAUGCUGUGCCGGAAAAGCUCGAGCUUGGUCGACAAAGGCGCGGUUCCGGUUUAUCUCAAUGUCUACGAUCUAACUCCCAUCAAUGGCUACGCUUACUGGCUUGGACUCGGCGUUUACCAUUCCGGUGUUGAAGUUCACGGCGUAGAGUAUGCCUUUGGAGCUCAUGAGUACCCGACAACAGGAAUUUUCGAAGGGGAGCCAAAGCAAUGUGAAGGGUUCACGUUCAGAAAGUCGAUUUUGAUCGGUAAAACGGACAUGGAGCGGCGAGAGGUGAGAUCUGUAAUGGAGGAACUGGCAGAGAGCUAUAAGGGCGAUUCUUACAACCUCAUCACCAAAAACUGCAACCAUUUCUGCGACGAGGCUUGUGUUAGGUUAACCGGGAACUCCAUCCCCAGCUGGGUUAACCGGCUUGCGAGAAUCGGUAAAAUCUCCGGGUUCAUGUGCAACUGUGUGCUUCCGGCCACCAUAAACGCGACAAAGAUAGGGAACAACAGAGUGAACCAAGACAGACCAUCAUCGGAAGCAGCGGAGACAGAGAAGAAGAAGCUAACGAGUGAAUCCAACAGGGAGACUUCCUCUACUACUUCGGUCAACUCUUUGUCUUCGUCGUCUUCAUCUCCUUCGGUUCAAGUCCGAGGCCGAAGCAGGAAAAGGCGUGACCGUUCACUUCGGCCUUCCUCGCCUAUGGUUCUUGGUUCUUCUACCGUUUGAUUUAAUAUGACGCAUUUUAAAUAUAAUGGGAACAAAAAGAGAUGUUUUAUACAGAAUCAAAAUAUGAUUUUUAGCUUUUUCUCUUCCAAUAUAUAUAUUUUUUCUCUGGA
Tarenaya hassleriana is the source of this 1254-nucleotide messenger RNA. Its product is annotated as deSI-like protein At4g17486. Gene Ontology annotation, biological process: protein deubiquitination. Lineage: Eukaryota; Viridiplantae; Streptophyta; Magnoliopsida; Brassicales; Cleomaceae. Gene Ontology annotation, molecular function: deubiquitinase activity. The record is from RefSeq and is a predicted model, not a curated record. The transcript has 3 exons. The coding region runs from base 434 to 1144 and encodes 236 amino acids.